Messenger RNA from Fulvia fulva, 1317 nucleotides. RefSeq names its product Cytochrome P450 monooxygenase astJ. Gene Ontology annotation, molecular function: heme binding; monooxygenase activity; iron ion binding. The record is from RefSeq and is a predicted model, not a curated record. The coding region runs from base 1 to 1317 and encodes 438 amino acids. The transcript is spliced from 2 exons. NCBI's taxonomy places the organism in Eukaryota, Fungi, Ascomycota, Dothideomycetes, Mycosphaerellales, Mycosphaerellaceae.
AUGGCCAUGCAGAGCGGCGACAUCCACCGCAUCCUCCUUGACUUGCAUAAUAAGUAUGGUCCGAUCGUACGCAUAGCACCCAACGAGCUCUCCUACAUCGAUCCGCGUGCCAUGAAGGACAUCUACCAGAACCCUCGCAUCCACCGUGCAGGCGUCUGGUUUCCGCGACGGCCAAACGAACCUACCACGAUCAUGGGCGCCGAUGAAGAGGCUCAUGCGAAGUACAAGAAGGCUUUCCUUGGUGGUUUCACCGAAAAGGCAGUCCGGGAGCAUACCAAUGUCCUGGAUAGGUAUGUCGGCCUCAUGAUCAGCAAGUUUAAGGAAUCAUGCUCGGCCAGCUCCAAGGGUGCAGUAGUCGACAUCAUUGAUUGGCUCAAUAUGGUGACCUUUGACGUUUCUGGCGAUUUGUCUUUUGGCUCGUCUUUUGGUUCGACACAACAAGGUAAAGCACAUCCAUGGGUCGACAUAUCCAACCAGUUCGGCAAAGGCAUCGCCCUCAUGGCAAGCCUCAACUUCUACCCAGGUGUCGUCAAGCUGUUGAAAGACCUCAUGCCGAAGAAAGCCAUGGAGAACUUGAAAUACCAUAAACAGCUGACCGUCGAGAAACUGGCAGAACGACUCGAGGCCACAGCUGAUUGCAAGGAUUUUGUCCAAAGCGUGCUCGAUUACAACGACACAGCACAGGACAAAGGCAAGCAACUCACUAGGACACAGAUAGAGGGCAAUACGCCAGUGAUACUGUUUGCAGGCAGUGAAACAACCAGCUCAGCUAUAGGCAGUGUGCUGUGGUAUCUUCUAAAAAGUGCGAAGUGGCUGAAGCAAGCCCAAGCGGAUGUGAGAGCUGCCUUCUCUACUGAAGCCGACAUUACAAUGGCCAGCCUGGCGAAGCGGGACAUCCUGACAGCAGUCAUCAGCGAAGGAUUGCGCCUGGGCUCAACCAUCGUUAUCGGUGUGCCUAGGAUCUCACGGGCAAAGGCGGCGAGAUGGUUUGCGGAAAGUUCGUGCCGGAAGACUAUGCUAGCAGUGAACCAAUAUCCAGCGUUCCAUUCGGCAGCAAACUUCACGAACCCAGAGACUUUCGAUCCUGCUCGGUUCGUUGGUCCUGCCAAGGAUGAAAUCAGUCCGGUAUUUCGACCUUGCCUCGUUGGCAGGCAUGUUUGUAUUGGCGAAAGAUUCGCUUGGGCGGAGAUGAGGUUGAUUAUCGCGAGCUUGCUGUUUAGCUUCGACAUCAGUCUUGAUGAACGGCAUUCGAACUUGAAGGAUUGGGCCGAGCAGAAGACUUUCAUCUUUUGGUGUGUAUCUUUGACCGCCAAUUGA